AUGGCUGCGCUGAUUCCGAAAGCAACAUAUUGGGACGGCUCCUUUCCUAAGAAGUAUCUCAGCCAGCUAAGGCUGGUAUCUUGGCAAUUUCGAGAUGCAGUGGAUCCAUUUCUGUUUUCAGGGUUGAAGUUUGAUUUCAAGAAGCGCCCAUUAGAACUUGUCGUGCAACAGCUCAAUGAUAUGGCACGGAAGCAAUCCGAAGUUUUUCACUAUGUCAAACAGCUGACAAUCGAGACGACAGAAACUCAGAUAUCUACCUUGAUUAAUAAAGCGACUUGGACCAUCUCACGACUCGACGAAUUUAACAUCAUAGUGGAUGCUAUCACGAACCUCCCUUACCUCGAAGAUCUCUAUUUAGAUUUCUCAGGAUUGCCCGUGCAUUUACAAACCACCAACAUGAUCACUCUCCAUCGGUUCACCCAACUUCGGUCAUUCGGAUUUCGCGCUCAGUACCCAUCUGACCCACUAGCCACGAGCAUCAUACAACAACUUCGUAUGAACUCAACCAAAGAAUCUUUGACAAGCCUGUCCAUUGACUUUACAGGCCACACAAAAAAUAAAGAAAUCUUCCACGAAAUCGUCAACGACAUCCCUGCAUGGAAGUCUCUACAACUAAAGCAACUCCAGGCCCACGGCUGGAAGCUCGUGCUACACCCAAAUACAAUUCCACACCUACGCUCCCUGACAUCCCUCGACAUCUCACGCAUGGACAUGGAGUCCCAUUCCAAAAUUUGGUCUGGCCUAAUGGCCGCAGGCAUACAACUCCAAAAACUUGCCGGACCACUGAGCAUGUCACUCGUCAUGUAUCUGAGAUCAUACGCCGGAUUAGAACAUCUCACUGUAUACGCAUCUUCUCGCGUCGAUGGCAAGAAAAUGUUCAGUGACCUAUCCCAGUCCCUAACAUUCCACAAAAAAACUCUAAAAUUCUUCGACGGGGCAUCUGAACAUUGCUCCCUGAAUGAUAUGGUAGCCAUCCGGGAAUGCGAAAAGUUGCACUACCUGGCCGUUCAUCUUCGAGGUGGACCUAGCAACGACGACUUUGCAAAGACAGUGGCUAUAGUACUGGAAAUACCCAAUCUUGAAAUAUUAAAAAUAGACAGCAGCCGGGCCUACGCAUUUACGCGCGAGAUUUGGGCAAAGUUUAGGGGAGUCGUGGAAGAUAUUGAAUGA
This is a messenger RNA of Psilocybe cubensis, 1170 nucleotides long. RefSeq lists its product as uncharacterized. The coding region runs from base 1 to 1170 and encodes 389 amino acids. Lineage: Eukaryota; Fungi; Basidiomycota; Agaricomycetes; Agaricales; Agrocybaceae. The record is from RefSeq and is a predicted model, not a curated record. The transcript is spliced from 5 exons.